CUCCGGUCGACAGAUUUAUGAUAUCUGUGUGUUUGUUAUCGUGUUUGAAGGAUGGUUCUGAAGGAAUAUAUUGGAAAAUGGGAUUCGAUGGGAAUUGAUUAAACAAUUGCAGUUCAUUUCAUAAUCUGAAAUAAAUUAGUCUUACUGAAUAGGAGCAUUAAAAAAACUAUGACAGAGAAAGAAGAUGCUACCAAACAAUCUGAAAAUGAGCCAUUAGAUGACGAAGCGUUAGAGAAAUUAGCCGUAGAAGAGCUAAUGCGGGAAGCUGUACAAGGAGCCGCCAGAGCCGAAAUAGUUGGCCCCUCCGGCUGGAUUAAAGCCCCGCAACAGAAGACGAAUAAACGUUUUCUUGUCAACACAUUGCGGAAUGCUGUGAGUUCGAACAAGUAUCACCAAACAAGACAUAGUAGCAGACAUAGCAGAUCUCCGAAGCGGGACUAUCCCCCGAAAACCACUAUCAAAAAAGAAAAGUCGAAAAGAAAACAUUGAAAUGGAAGAAUACGAUGUGGAUAUUGUUAUAAAAAAUAUAUUUGAUAGUAAAGAUCCAAAUUUAUGGAAGCCAUCAGACAAAAUUCCUCUUUUAACUAAAGAAGUAGAAAUGUUAAAAAAUGAUUUGAGAACAUUUUUGAAGAAUAGUGACUAUGACACAGAAUCAAUAUUAGAGGAAUGUGGGGAGCUCUGCAAGGAGACUAAUGGUUUAAUAGAUGGCAUGGAAACAUGUAAGCAGGAAAUAGAGCAAGAGACAAUGGCAGAAAUAUUAAAGUCUAUAGAAAGUCAUGAUACAUUAUCCAAGGAACUUGAGUCGGUAAACUUUGCUUUGAAUAUUGUUUAUGAUGUAGUACAGUGUGGUAAAUAUGUUAAAGAAUUUGAUGACGGCCGGGAAGCUCAAAGUUUCACCAGGGCAGUAGAAGCAGUUUAUGAUUUACUCCAGUACAUAGAAAUGCCAGCUGAAGGAUUUAAACAGUUGGACAUGUACAAUAACACUAGACACACUGCUCAAUUAAUAUUAGACAGUUUACUCUCUGAUUUAUAUACAGAAUGGGACAGAUUGAUUUCUACUUCUGUCAAGCCUGGCCCUAAAAAAACAAUUAUCACAAUAACUCUAAACAUAGAAGAUUCAUUAAUUGUCAUUGAUGUUUUGAAUGCGCUCGAGAAAAGUAAGAAACUUACUGAAAAAGUAAAAGACUUUUCACAAUUUUUAUUAAAGGAUGUUCUCGUACCCAUAAUAAAUAAUGAUUCAGUGGUUUUUGCUGAGACUGAUGAGCUAAUGACAAUUACAGUGAAUAAUAAGUCAGAAAACAAGCCAUCAUAUAUUGCCGUCAUUUCUAAUCUGAGGUUGCUAUUCCAUUACCUAAGUAAUAAGUUAAACAUAGAAUAUAACAAAGAAAACUCAAUAAUGAAGAUGAUAGGGAAACAAAUAUGUGUGGAGUUCAGUGAUAUAUUAGUGAAAGAUUGUCUUCUUGACACUAUACCAAAUAAUAUAAAUGAACUUCAAAGUUAUGGGAAAAUCACUUCAGAAAUAGAAGAUUUCCAACAUUUCUUAGCCAUAGUUAAGUUCUUUCCUGAUGAUAAGAUUUCAAUAUUAAAAUAUGUUAACAAUAUAGAUAUACUUUUUGCUAGUAAGUCCAGCCAGUAUUUUUUAGAGACAGCUCGUUCUAUAAUGCUCAAAGAUUUGAGUGUGACCAUGUCUAUUGGGGUGGAAAAUAUACCAGAAGUGAAUCCAGGGACCAGUUCAAGCAGCGUGGGUGAAACUGAAGAAGAAGCCUUAAAGAUACUUGAUAAGACAAUCCCCAAGAGUUUGUUUUAUUUCCCAAGAUGUAUGAUAUCAAAAACUGCUCAGGAAUUGUUAGAUCUUGUGUAUGUGAUGAUGGAGCAGGCAGUCCAGUGUUCAGAUGUUGUUUGUAAGAAGCUUUACAACACCACACGCCUUGUUUUUGAGCUGUAUGAUGCUGUUGUACCAUAUCAUCAUGAAAAUUAUUUACAAACUAUACCCCAGUAUGUUGCCCUAUUCCACAAUAAUUGCAUGUAUUUAGCACACAACCUUCAGACAUUUGGUGACAAAUGGCUGAUAUUAAUGGAAGGCCGAGAAUUAGAUUACCCUAUCAGUUUCGUGGACCUGGUGCAGAAAAUACGGGAUCUUGGCUACCGCCAUCUUGCUGUGCAUAUGCAACAACAGCGUAAGCAGAUCUUGGACAACAUACGAUCCUCAGACUUGAACUGUAUCGUCGUGAAAGAUGUGCUCAGUGACAAUGCUGAAGCUGCAGUCAGACAGUGUCUGAGACAGUUGCAUCUACUGAAAAACGUCUGGAUUGGUGUCUUUCCUAUCAACGUCUUUACAAGGUUGAUGGCAACACUUGUGAAUAUGUUUGUAGAUGAGUUGAUUCACAGAGUUUGCACAGUUGAGGAUAUCUCUAUGGAAAUGGCUACCCAGCUCACGGAUAUGUACACUCUGGUUGUACAAAAAGCACCCCUUUUGUUCCAGAAUCAUUCGGAUGUGGAGCUGUAUGUGAAAUCAUGGGUAAAGCUUCAAGAGUUGAUCUUCGUCCUGGGAGGGUCUUUGAAAGAUAUUGAGAACCACUGGAGUGACGGCACCGGUCCUCUCGCCAUACACUUCAAUAUAGAAGAGCUAAGGAGUCUCAUCAAAGCAUUAUUUCAAAAUACUCAGUUCCGCGCUAAUUUAUUAGCUAAAAUAAAGUAACAAUAUACCUAUUAAAUAAUUGUCACAGUCACUAUUAUAAUUAUUCAUGUCCGGUG
Messenger RNA from Chilo suppressalis (striped riceborer), 2754 nucleotides. The record is from the annotation of a GenBank genome assembly. Lineage: Eukaryota; Metazoa; Arthropoda; Insecta; Lepidoptera; Crambidae.